AACACAACACGUGCAGAAUUAUUUUUGUUUCCUCAAAAAAAGUUUAUAAAUUUAAUAUCUUUAAUAAAAACUACAAUUAAACUAAAAAAAUAGAUGGCAACUAAUAUUAAACUUAAAGAAGCUUUCGAAGCUGAAUCCCAAUUUGGUGCAUUCUAUACUGGAGGAAUCGUAGCUUGGACAUCGAGUGGUGAUGAAUUCCUUUGUCAAGAUGUUGGCAAAAUCAAUGUCAUUAAUAUCGAUAGUGGUAAUAUAGUUAAUUCAAUUGGCGAAGAAAAAUCUGCUGAUGUAGAUGAAGAUGUUGUUUAUACAUUCGCUUUGAGCGCCGAUGACGAACAUGUCCUAACCGCUCACAAAAGUGGUCUAUUGAAAAUGUGGGAAAAGAAAACUGGCACAUUAGAGAAAAUGUGGAAAAGUGCCCAUAAAGGUCCAGUUGCUAGAUUAGCAUUUCGUAGUCGAGGAAAUGUCGUUGCUUCUGGUGGAUCAGAUGCAUCAAUUCGAAUCUGGGACUAUGAACGAAAGACAUGUUUGUGUGCUUUUCGUGAUAGUCAAGGGGUGGUAGCUCUUGUGGUCUUCCAUCCAGAUAUCGAGAAUAAUUUGGUAUUUGGUUCGGGAGAUGACAACAAAAUUAACUGUUGGGAUUACGCCACAAGAACCCACAAAGUCACUUUCACUGGUCAUUAUUCAAAAGUUACAGCUUUGUCUUUUGACACAGAUUCAAAGAUCAUGGCUUCUGUUAGUAGAGAUAAGGUUUUGAUUCUAUGGAACAUUGAAACCGGGGCACAGAUAAAGGUUCUUCCUUUAUAUGAAGGUCUUGAGGGAGUUUGUAUUCUCCCCAAAACUCUGAUACUUCCAAACGGAUUCGAUCUAGCUGCUGCAGAGAAUAAAGACAAAACAUUCGCUGCAGUAGCUGGAGAGAAUGGUUAUAUCCGGGUUUGGAAUUGUUCAGAUGCUAAGAAUAUCUACACUCAGACCAAUAGUUCGGUUUCCAAAGCUUCCGAAGAUGGUGGUUUAGCUGUUACUCAACUUCUCCAAUGCAACAAAACCAAUCAAUUGGCAAUGGUAACUGCCGAUCACAAUAUCAUUGUCCACAACACCUCGACGUUUCACUGUGCCAAACAGUUGAUUGGUUUCAGUGAUGAAAUACUUGAUGUUUGCUUUGUGGGGAAGAACUCACGGUUCUUGGCUGUGGCAACAAACAGUUCAGAUAUUAAAUUCUAUGACACAUCCAAUAUGAACUGUUCAAUUUUGAAAGGACACUCAGAUAUUGUCCUGGCAUUAUCUUCACAUAAAAACUUUUUACUAUCCUCAUCGAAAGACAACACAAUCAGAAUCUGGGAGAUGGAUUCUGGAUCAUUUACAGUUAAAUGUGUUGCAAAGGGGACAAAGCACACGUCGAGUGUGGGAUCAGUAGCGUUUGGUAAAAUGUCGCAUACAAUUUGUGCUUCAGCAAGUCAAGAUACUUGCCUCAAAGUUUGGGAAGUACCCAAGACAUUCAGUAAUAAUUCCUCAGAUGAAGUUGAUUUGCAUUCUUUGGUGUGCACAAACACAGCCAUUGCCCAUGAAAAAGACGUAAAUUGCGUGGCCAUUUCACCAAACGAUUUAAUUGUUGCCACAGCAUCGCAGGAUAAAACUGCAAAACUCUGGGACAGUAAAACCUUGUCGCUUUUGGGAGUUUUGCGUGGACAUCGUCGAGGAGUUUGGUGUGUUCGUUUUUCACCAAUCGAUCAAAUACUUCUGACCACUUCGGCUGAUUGUAGUCUUCGGAUGUGGUCACUCACCGAUAUGACUUGUUUGAAGACCAUCGAAGGUCAUGAGAGUUCAGUUUUGCGGGCGGAAUUCAUAUCCAAAGGAAUGCAAUUGGUCUCGGCUGGUGGGGAUGGUCUUAUCAAAUUGUGGAAUAUUAAAAAUAGCGAGUGUACCUUGACUUUGGACAAACACGAAGCUCGGAUAUGGACAUUGGCAGUGGCUCAUGGUGAGACACAUUUCUUUAGUGGAGGAGCUGAUUCAAAGUUGAUACGAUGGAAAGAUGUGACCGAGGAGAAGAAACUGGCUGAAAUUCAAGAGCGUCAAGAAAUGGCUGCUCAAGAGCAAGAACUGAACAAUUUAAUAGCCCAAAAGAAAAUGUUGAAAGCUCUACGAUUGGCUUUGAAGCUGGAGAAACCUUAUUUGACAUUGAAAAUUAUCAAUACAGUUAUUAAGAACGGAGAAUCUGGUUUGCCGGAUACCAUCAAGAGUUUAAAUGAACUUCAUAAAGAGAGUUUAAUGCGACAUGCAGUAUCGUGGAAUACAAAUAGUAGAAAUUGUCGACCAGCACAACUUGUUUUGAAUAUAUUGAUUAAUUUGGUUUUAGCUAACGAAUUUAAGCCAUCGGGAAUGGGAAAGAUGAUUGAAGAGACAUUACCUUAUACGGAGAGGCAUUUUAAGCGAAUGACAGAGUAUUUGAAAGAUUUGAAAUUUAUUGAGUUUACACUUAAAUGUAUGCAGCCUCAUGGUGGUAUGGAAGUCGAUGUUGUAGAUAAAUAAAAUAUUUUAAGAUAUAAAAAAGAUUACAUAUUCUUCA
Molecule: messenger RNA, 2560 nt
Organism: Episyrphus balteatus (marmalade hoverfly)
Lineage: Eukaryota; Metazoa; Arthropoda; Insecta; Diptera; Syrphidae
Product: transducin beta-like protein 3
Exons: 2
Coding region: 94-2523 (809 amino acids)
Biological process (GO): endonucleolytic cleavage in 5'-ETS of tricistronic rRNA transcript (SSU-rRNA, 5.8S rRNA, LSU-rRNA); endonucleolytic cleavage to generate mature 5'-end of SSU-rRNA from (SSU-rRNA, 5.8S rRNA, LSU-rRNA)
Cellular component (GO): small-subunit processome; nucleolus; 90S preribosome
Molecular function (GO): U3 snoRNA binding; protein binding
Source: RefSeq, a predicted model, not a curated record